CUCGCUGAGGCCGUACAGAGCCGGGAUGGCUAUGAUUCUGAUUUUAGUGAUGAUGAGAAAGGAGAGAAAUCUGUCAAAAGAACAAGUAAUGAAGAUGCUCUUCUUGUAAAGCCAUUCCAGAAAGUAAAACAGUGCAAGGUGGCACACCGACAAGUUGCAGCAGAAGAAUGGGAUAGGGAAGAAGCAAGAAACAGGAGAUUUCAUUUGAUAUCCAUGGAUGCUUAUGAGAGACACAAAAAGUUUGUGAAUGACUACAUUUUAUACUACGGUGGCAAAAAGGAGGACUUCCAACGUUCAGGAGCAAAUGAUAAGACCGAUCUUGAUGUUAUAAGAGAAAACCAUAGAUUCCUGUGGAAAGAGAUUGAUGAAGUGGACAUGAAUUGGGAGAAGAGGCUUGCAAAGAAAUACUGUGAUAAAUUAUUCAAAGAGUACUGCAUAGCAGAUCUGAGUAGAUACAAAGAGAAUAAGUUUGGAUUUAGAUGGAGACAUGAGAAAGAAGUAGUUUCUGGAAAAGGUCAUUUUUCCUGCGGGAAUAAACACUGUGAUGAGAGAGAAGGACUGAAGAGCUGGGAAGUGAAUUUUGGUUAUAUUGAACAUGGUGAAAAGAGGAACGCACUUGUAAAAUUGAGACUGUGUCCAGAAUGUUCUUACAAAUUAAAUUUUCAUCACAGGAGGAGAGAAGUCAAACCAAACAAGAAGAGAGAAAGACAUGAACAAGACUCUAAAGAACCAAAUAGUAAGAAGUCUAGAUUAUCACGUACAGAAAAACACAAGUCUAAGAGAAAGAGACAUAACGAUCAAGUUUCCUCAGGAGAUUCAGAUCAUUGUGAUGAAGAUCUAGACAACAGUGAUGAACAAGAUGGUCCUUCAGAUGCUGACUUUUGGAAAGGUCCUUUGCAAGAAACAGAUGAAAAAUCACAGGAGGAAGAAUUUGAUGAGUACUUUCAAGACUUGUUUCUCUGAAACUUCCUGCGGAACCCUAGGUUGAAUUCUCCUUGAAUUUUCUUAUUCUAGUAUGGGUAACAAGGCAGACGUAGGAUUCCAAAUGUUUUUUGGUUUUCUGUUGAAGUACCAUUAAAGGCUAUGCUUUGCAACUCACUGUCCAUUGAUGCACACUUUCAUUUAUGUAGAGCACACUGGGGUGUGCUCAGGUAUAGCCAAUUGCAGGACUGGAGCUUAAACAAUUGAAUAUGAUACCUUUAUAUGUUCAUGAAGAAGGAAAUGUAAUUUCUGUUCAACUGGGUUUCCUUACCAGAGGGCAUGUCUACACGAAACACUGAACUGCGCAGUAGGGUAAUUUACUGCACAGUACAUGCACACGUCCAUACAUACACACGCUUACUGCACAGUAAAAACCCUUAAUCGCAAGUAAAUUGAUACCUGCAAAUGCAGGUAUCAAAUUUACUUGCAGUUAGUUACUGCCCAGUAAUGCACGUGUAGACACGACCUGGGAACAAAUUUGUUCCCAGGUCAGUCCUGCCAGCAGGGAGCCGGCUUAAGGCUAGCCCUAGGGCUCUGGGCUCAGAGCCUCUCCUGACCCAGGGCUGGGCUGCCUCUAUGGCAGCUCCUGCCUCAGGCCUUUAAAAGCCUGCAGGCAUUUUGAGCCUUGGGGCACAAUGGCAGGCAGCCUUAGGCAACUACUGGCCCUGUGACUACCUGCACCAGCCUGUCUGCACCCUGGCACUGCUGCCUGGCACUGCAGUGCCAUGCGCCUGCCAGGCCCAUGUCCAGGCCUGCAGGCUGCUGCAGGCUCCAGCCAGAACUGCCAGCACCCAGGCUCAGCUGCAGGCAGCUUUUGACUGCCAGGGCUAGCUCCACCUGCCUGUAGCCCAAACCCAGUAGUCAGCCUGGGGCCUGCAGGUGCCUCAGCCAUGCAGCUGUCAGUCCCAUGCUGGGCCCUGUGUUGGGUGCUGCAGGCAGCUGCCCAGAGCCAGCAGUAAAGGGGCAGCUGCUUGGAGGCCCAAAGAGCUGGUGCGGGAGCCCUGAUGGCAACGUCUUCACUGACACCCAUGCUCAUGUCCAUGCCCACCAUUCAGGGCCCCAGCUGGUUGCAGAAGGAGACUGGUGACCUUAUGGUAUUGUGAGAAGAGGUGGAGAUGCAGUGCCACUUCAAGUGGGGCUCCAACACCCAUGUCUAUGUGGGGUGGUCAGGCCAGAUGUGAGAGUGCAGGCCCAACCAGUUGGUGCAGCAGUGCCACAUAAAGAUCAAGGCCUUGUGGGGACAGUGGGUUGCCAUCACCAACCACAAUUGUUGGCUGGGGAGUACCUGUAAGUCCAUACUCUUUAUGUGACAGCUGAUGGACAUGCUUGCACCCCAGGACCCAGGCCACAGCUGUGUUGUAUACAGCAACAUGGGCAGCCUGCCUGAGCCCAAGCCCCUACCUGGUGGCCAGAGGUGGUGAGGCUGGAGAUCCAGGAGGGUGACGGUGGCCCUGGAGCCUGUUGUCGGUGUCCGUGCCCGGGUCCAGCCAGGUGGAUGAGGAUUCAUGAGGAAGGUGCAUGUAGCAGGUGGGCAGGCCAUCACUGCAUGUCGAGGAGCCGGGAGGGACGAGAUGGCCAUGGACCAGCUGGCAGUCAGCGUAGCAGGGCCAGCAUGGCGGCCAGCAGGAACAUGGGGCACUGGUUGUCACUGCCAGGGGCAGGGGCAGGAGCAGCCAUGGCAUGGGGGGGAAGGCACAGGCGAUGAGGAGAGCACUGCUGCGUGCUGUGCCUGUGCUGUUUAUGCUGCUCCUGGCUAGAGAAGUGGCUGACCGGAGAGCAGCGAGUGGGGCUGCCUUUUGAAGAGGGCUGCUGGCAGCUGCAGCCAGAGUCUGGAGUGCUCCUCGAUGGCAGCUGGGGCCGCAGAUUUACUACCAUUACCAGCAAAUCUGCUCCCGCUUCCCUGCACGUGUAGAUGCCUGUCCAACACUGUUUACUUGCGAGUAAUUUAUUCAUAAGUAAACUCGUGCCACAGCAAAUGCACGUGUAGACAUUCCCAGUGUUUAUCAAUUUUCAGAUACUUGAAGUACUUUCUUCCAUAUUGGGCUUUUUAACAGAUGUUUUAAACCAUAAUUUAGGUGCAUCCCAAAACCAUUUACAACAAAACACUUCAAUAAUUUGAAAAGGAAAUAAUAUAUUUUUUAAAUCACACUACCUGAAAUUAAUGGAUUUAAAACAAAUUCCUCGAUCAUGCAACCUUGAAUAUUCAAGUGUCUGUUUGUGUAAAUGUUUUGGAAAUAGCGUUAGAAAAGUUUCAAAUUCUGUAGAACACAUUUUGUUUGGAUAAAGUAAUUGUUUUCGUCCUAGAAGUAAAAUGUGUUUUCUUUUUUAUUUGUUUUAUAAAAUUUAUCCUAUUGUUACCUCUAUUUUAAAAAUUACUUUCAAAUGAAUGUUUAGUAAUCCCUGUAGUCACUCUGUUCUUCAUUCUGAUUGUUAAUUGAAAUUUUCAGUUUAUAAUAUUUGUUAUAACAAGUAAAAUACAUAGGUUACAACUAAGAAAAGCAUUCUUUUUAGCAUCUUUAAUUUCUGAUCUCCUUCACAGUGAAAUGGUUAUCUUGCUUUAAAACAUAAUCCUGAGCACCCAAGAUGAGAACAUGCAGUUGAGAAUCUUACUGUUCUUUCCUAUUCAACUGCAGCAUAUUUUUAAACAAAUUUUAUCCUGUUUCCAAAGAAACAGUUUGCACAAAAAUAAUUGCAAUGACAGCUGAUUUAUAAAGGAACGUUACUUCAGAUAUGUGCAAUUUGUGUUCAUUUAGUGAAAUUUUAAUUUUAAGUAAUGUGGGGAGAAUUAAUGGAUCUGUAUUUUUAGGUAAGAAUUGGCACGAUAGAUGUGACAAAUUACUUGAUAUAGAAAACAGAGUUGUAGACAUGGCUGUAAUAUAAUUGUGAACAUUAUAAUAUAUGUGCACAAUUUGUAUGGAUGUCAACAUAUAUCUAUUUACAUUUAAUAUUACUUAACAAUUAUAUUUUAACAGUUCAUGCAUACAUAAUAGAUAACAGUAGAUAGACAGAUUUAAGGUGUUCUUUAAUAACAAAUAAAGGUAGCUUGUGAAUGCAAAGACCUUUUUUGGAAAGAAGAUGGAUUUCAAGGUUAAUUGUCUUAUCUUGCAAGCUUGGCUGAGAGCCAAAUCCAGUCUUCAACAAUCAGAUUACAACUCUAUAACUUGUCUGUAGGAGCUCUGGUAGAGUUUGUUGCUGUGUUUGCUACUGCAAAUACAGUUGGCAUGUGUAUAUAGUAUACAUAUUAAAUACAUUUUUAUUGAACACAGUUUAAAUUUAAAAUGUAAUUGAUAAAAAUAACCUUGGAAUAUCCUCCUUGUAUUUGCAUUUACUAUGGGAAAAGUAUAUAUAAUAGUGAAUUUCAUGGCACAUUUGCUAUAUUUGACCUAUAUAAGUGGGAAUAUAACAAACAGGAAAUUUUAUGGAAGAACGUUUUAUUUCUUGUUAUAGUUGCACAGUAUUCGUACAUAGUUUAUAUUAGAACAUUCUUCAGUUACCUCUUCUUAAGUGAGUCCUAGAGUGUGAUGGGAGAGGUCAGAGUGGAGGGAGAUAUAGAGCACCAUGGUGUGCAUACAGAAAAAUAUGGGUGCUACCUGUGCAUAUUGAGAUAAAAGUUGUUAAUGAAUAAACAUAUAAAAAUAAAUGCAACAAGUUUAAUAAUGGGGUCUUCAUCACUUAUUGCAGAUCAGGAUUGAUGAAAGAAUUCUGAAAUGUUUCUUUCCUUCUGUACUCUGGAGGAAAAUUUAACAUACAAUUAAAACAUUUCUGGUAGAGGAAAUCUUUUACCCUCCUUAGGAGGUGUUAGGGCCUGUCAUUCAGUAGGACAUAUAUAUUU
Molecule: messenger RNA, 4813 nt
Organism: Alligator sinensis (Chinese alligator)
Lineage: Eukaryota; Metazoa; Chordata; Crocodylia; Alligatoridae
Product: protein FRA10AC1
Exons: 14
Biological process (GO): dephosphorylation
Molecular function (GO): phosphatase activity
Source: RefSeq, a predicted model, not a curated record